This is a messenger RNA of Diachasma alloeum, 1777 nucleotides long. Its product is annotated as putative serine protease K12H4.7. Gene Ontology annotation, biological process: proteolysis. The transcript is spliced from 5 exons. The record is from RefSeq and is a predicted model, not a curated record. Gene Ontology annotation, molecular function: dipeptidyl-peptidase activity; serine-type exopeptidase activity. NCBI's taxonomy places the organism in Eukaryota, Metazoa, Arthropoda, Insecta, Hymenoptera, Braconidae. Bases 198 to 1682 code for a protein of 494 amino acids.
CAUAACAACCAACCGAAACCGGACGCCUGCCCUGACAAGCAAACCUAUCCUCAAUAUCAUAACGAUUCUUCCUAACGCAUUUAUUUUUAGUUGCUUAUCACUGUUAAAGACCGCUCCUCGACCCCUGAAACCGAUAAAUCGCGUUCUAGAUAUAGUUCCGUCGUCCUCAAUUUCGUAAAGCAUAAGUAUCACCAAACAUGAAGAGCUCGGAACGCUUCAUUCUAUUUCUAUUCGCACUUUUCUGUGAUUCUUCCUUCGCGUGGAAGAGUUUCUUCCGGGGAAGAAGCAAACAUGGACUUGGAGAUCCGAAAUUAUCCAGAGAAUACCAACUACCUGGGGACAUGUGGUUCACCCAGAAUUUGGACCACUUUGAUCCCACGAAUAUGCAAGCAUGGCAACAGAGAUACUUUGUCAACGAUCAGUUCUACAAGAAAGGUGGUCCAGUGUUCCUCUUGAUCGGAGGGGAAGGAGACGCCAGCGCAAAGUGGAUGGUCGAAGGUCAAUGGAUCGAGUACGCUAAGCAGUAUGGAGCCAUCUGUUUCCAACUGGAGCAUCGCUUUUAUGGAAAAAGUCAUCCAACUCCGGAUUUGAGCGUAAAAAACCUUGUGUACUUGAGUUCCGAACAAGCCCUGGGAGAUUUAGCUUACUUCAUUGAGGGAAUGAGAUACAAACACCAGAUUCCUGCGGACACCAAGUGGAUUGCCUUCGGAGGGUCGUACCCAGGGUCUCUAGCUGCCUGGGCUCGUGCCAAAUACCCUCACCUGAUUCACGGUGCUGUCUCCACCAGCGGCCCUCUCCUAGCUCAACUCGAUUUCCAACAGUACUACGUCGUCGUCGAGCAGGCCCUCAGGACCCAUUCUCAGGCAUGUGUCGACGCCAUUACCAAUGCCACUCAACAGAUCCACGUGAUGCUCAGGCACAGAAUUGGGCAGAUGAAUCUCAGCCAGAAGUUUAAGCUUUGCGAUCAGAUUGACCCAUCCAACACUAAGAAGAAUGAUAUCUCGAAUCUGUACGAGAAUCUUGCCAGUAAUUUUGCUGAAGUCGUUCAGUACAAUAAAGAUAACAGGGACAAUUCCAAGUUUGGGAACAUCACUAUUGACACUGUCUGUAAUAUUCUGGUGGAUCAGAAACCAGGACUCGCUGUGGAUAGACUGGCAGAGGUCAGCAAUAUGAUGCUGAAUGCCAGUGGUGAUAAAUGCUUUGAUUAUUUGUACAGUAAGAUGCUGGAUGAGAUGAGAAAUGUCUCCUGGAAGGCUGAGAUGUCCGAGGGUGGACGCCAAUGGACUUAUCAGACUUGCACUGAAUUCGGGUUCUUCCAGACCUCAACUGCUAAGCCGAUGUUAUUUAGUGAAACUUUCCCAGUGGAGUUCUUCGUGCAGCAGUGCAGUGAUAUAUUCGGACCGAGGUACAACAUUCACCUGUUAGGGAAUGCUGUAGAGCGAACGAACACUUUGUACGGUGGUCUCCACCUAGAGGUGACAAACGUCGUCUACGUUCAUGGUUCCAUUGAUCCCUGGCACGCCCUUGGUAUCACGAAAUCGUCAAAUCCAAAUACUCCAGCGUUCUAUAUCAAUGGUACUGCUCACUGUGCAAACAUGUACCCAGCCUCCGAGCACGAUAUUCCCGAGCUAGUCGAGGUUCGCAAGAAAGUGGGCAACAUCAUAGGUCAGUGGUUGAGUUAAAAAUAAGCAUCCCAAAGUUUCUUUUUGUACUUGUUAUUACUUAUGUUGAAUCUCAAAGAUGAUAGUUACAAAAUAAAAUAAUGAUAAAAACUGAG